AUGCCGAGGUUCAUUGAGAGUCGAACAUGGCAACUAAUUGGUAUGCGUCCGGCGUCAAAUAGUGCUGCAGCCUGCAACAAUGUUUUCGACAAAAUCAGAAUGCUUGUGAACCAAAUGGUAUCAGCAGGUCAACUCAUUCGCAUUGCACAAGACGCACUAUGGACAGAGAAGAUCCUCGACGAAUUUCCUUACAGCAUGAAGAAGAAAGUCCUGAUUACUAUACAGAGCAAGGGCGAAGUCAAAAUUGAAGACAUAAUGAACGAGCUAGAAAAAGAGAUAGAAGUCAAGAAAUUCGUAAAAUCAAGAUUGCGCAACUUCUCAAAGCACGACUACAACAGAUAA
This is a messenger RNA of Haemonchus placei, 342 nucleotides long. NCBI's taxonomy places the organism in Eukaryota, Metazoa, Nematoda, Chromadorea, Rhabditida, Trichostrongylidae. The record is from the annotation of a GenBank genome assembly.